This is a messenger RNA of Scleropages formosus (Asian bonytongue), 2502 nucleotides long. It is a transcript of the gene coil, whose product is annotated as coilin p80. Gene Ontology annotation, cellular component: Cajal body. Lineage: Eukaryota; Metazoa; Chordata; Actinopteri; Osteoglossiformes; Osteoglossidae. Gene Ontology annotation, molecular function: U1 snRNA binding; U2 snRNA binding. Gene Ontology annotation, biological process: spliceosomal snRNP assembly. The transcript is spliced from 7 exons. The coding region runs from base 231 to 1799 and encodes 522 amino acids. The record is from RefSeq and is a predicted model, not a curated record.
GGCCGAAGCGGACCAGAGUCAUAUGACCCGCGGGUCACGUGAUCGAGCCCCGGAAAGCGCUGGCGUGGGCCGAACGGUUCUCCUCCAGGCCGCCAGGUGGCGGUGGCCUCAGGAUCCGCCGCCUGAGCUGUGUCGUCAUACUGAGGCUGAGCGCCCGGUUCAAGCGCGUGCUUCUAGUGGCGUGGACGGGUGGCUCGUGCGCUGCUCUGCGCUGCUCUGCGCUGUCGGCGAUGGCGCUCUGCGGCCCCUGUACGGUGCGGCUCCGUGUGCUUUUCGACUACCCGCCGCCGGCGCUGCCCGACUGCCGCAUGUGCUGGGUGCUCGUGGACCUGAACCGGUGUCGCGUGGUGGCGGACCUCGCGAGCGUCAUCCGGGACAAGCUGGAGUUCAGCCGGGGGACGGUGUUGAACCUGUUCAUGGAGGACUGCUACCUGCCCCCCGUCGAGAGCGCGCACGUCGUCCGCGACAACGACACCAUCAGAGUGAAGGUGGAUCAUCUGCUGCCGCAGGAAAACGGCUGCGCCUCCGCGGGGGAGACCGACUCCGGGCCUCUGAGGAGCAGGAAGCGGAGGAGAGAGCCGCAGGAGGAGCCGCUGGAGGAGGAGGAGGAGAAGAAGAAGAGGAGGAGGAAAAAGAGCAAGAAGAGGCAGGUGGAGGAGCAGGUGGAGGCGACCAAGAAGAAAAAGAAGAAGAAGAAGAAGAAGCAGCGGAAGCGCAGCACAGAACAGGCAGCGGUGCCAGAGAAGCCGGCAUCUCUGGAGAAAGACCCCACGACGCUCGGCCCCGUUCCCGUCCGCAUGGCUGUGGCUCGCAAGAGAGUCUCCGGCUCCUCGGGGACGAGCAGCGGCGAAGAGGAACCUCCCAGAAAAAGCGCGUUGCGGCCGGGCGGCAUGGCCGGCGCCCCCGGGAAACAGGCCAAACCCGCGAGGCCCGCGGCCCCCCGCACGUCGGACUCCUCUUCUUCGGGCUCCUCCGACACCGCAGCGCCGCAGGAGGGCGAGGUUCUCCAGGCGUCCCGCAAAGACCCGUCGGCCGCUGCGGGUUCAAGCUCCGCUGCUCCCGCUCCCGGUCCCGCCGCUGCCGAGGGGAAGGGUCGCGGGGAGAGAGCCGAGAGCUCCAGCUCAGACAGCGGCGGCGAGACGGAGCUGGCGAUCAAGCGGCCGGACCCUGCGACGGCGCCGCUCAGGGGUUCCGGGAGGGGCGCCCAGCCGCCUAGGGGCGUGGGGAGAGGCGGCGUCGCAGCCGCAGCCGCUGGCAGGGGGGUCGGGCGCGGAAACGUGCGGGCACCGCAGAACGGGGGUGGCGGCAGGGGCGUUGGCAGGGGGAGCCGUGGGGCGGGGCGGGGGGCUCCUCUGCACAACGGUCCUCGCUUUCCCAGCCAGAACGGGCAGCGCCAACAGCGGCAGGACGAUAUCCUGACCAACCGCACCGUGGUUUUGCAGAACCCCCCGGCCAGCGCCCCGCGCAGAGACUACGCGUCUCUGCCUCUGCUGGCUGCGCCCCCGGCCGUGGGGCAGAGGAUCGCCUUCAAACUGCUGGAGCUCACUGAGAACUACACGCCGGAGGUGUCCGACUAUAAGGAAGGGAAGAUCACGGGUUUUGACCAGACCAACAACCAAGUGGAGCUGGAGCUGCUGUCAUCAGCACCAGCCCCAACGGAGCCGGGGAAGUUUGACCUCGUGUACCAGGCCCCGGACGGGUCAGAGGUCGUGGAGUACGCGGUCUGUCGCGGGUCCCAGCUGACGGAGCGCUGGGAGUCCCUCCUAGAGCCCAGGCUUCUGCUGGAGAACAUCACCUGAAGCAUGACCGGCAGCUAGCUGAUGAUCGGCACUGGGCUGAAGGACAUCAACACACUGAGAGAGAGAGAGACACACACACACACACACACACACACACACACACACACACACACAGUGACCCACAUUGACACAGUGGAAGGAUGGACUGUGCUUUUUCUGUGAGAGGAUCAAACUCAGGGUCUGCUGCUGGAAGACUGGCUCGUGGAGAAUGUGGUUUUAUUGUUUUGUGUUUUUAUAAGGUUGUUUAAUGUUCACUUUUAGUGAAAUAAAUAUUGUAUAAGAAACACUGACAGCUUUUGUCAGCUGUUCAUGUUGUGAUGCAUCUUAUGUUUAAAAAAAAAAAAAAAAACUUUUUUGUCAGUUAUUUCUGCUUAGAAUCAUUUAAUUUUAUUUUUCCAACACCAGUAAAAAGGCCUUGUAAAUAGUUAUAACAUUGUUAGUCAUGGUCCUGGUUUUUAAUUUGAUUUAAUUAAAUUGAAAUCCUGUGCCUUGCUCUUUAAACCUAACCACUGCCUUAGGCUGUUUAUUCCCCUCAUUUUCAUCAGUCCCUUGUCUUAUGCAUUCAUAAAUGUGGUUCUGAUUUAUUUUCUUUUCCUGUUGUAACUCACCGCAGUAGAGGUAACGGGGUAAAUUGUGUUCUCCUGCAGUAAAGUAAUAGGAAGCUACAUCAAAAUGAUUGUGUAUCUGUACGUUUAUUCAAAGC